GUGGGCAUGGGCAUCCUGCUUUUUGUGGGCAGAACACACUUGGAAACAAGGAAUGUUUUUGUAUUGGGCUUUAAUGCUUUCCCGUAGCUCUUUCCAGCAAGUGAGGCUGGGCUAGAAAGAGAAUGUGUGCAGUGUACGCAUGCUCCAGCAUCUGCAGCCCCCUCCUUUCCUUUCUCAUUCCUGAUCUCCUCCCUUCUCCACCCCUGCUUGGAGCUGCCGAGAGGGAAAGGAACUAGCUCAUCUAUUGAUAGGGAAAGGAGGAAGAAGGGAGGAGGCUGAUCUGUCACUGGGAACCUCUCCAUCAUCUUCCCCAAGUAGCUGGCUUUAUCCAGAAGCAGCUGGGACUCUGGGUAUUUCAGCACCAGAAGCCCUGGACAGCUCCAGACUCAUUGAGCUGGUACUUUGAGCUACUGCUGAAUCCGCCCAGAGACGUCACCACACAAAGAAAAAGAGCCGAAGCAUCCUUGCUGGGUGCAUCUUUGAUCUUGAUCAAGCACAAGAUCCUUCUCCUUCCUUUUCCCUUGAGCCCCACAGCAAGGUUUUCUCCUAACCCAUGGGCAAAAAGAUGCUUCUCAAGCUGUUAACUGUGUUGUCCUUGAUUGUGGGCCAGAUGUUUGGCUUCCCAAAGCCUGAAGGUGCAGGAGAAGAUAAAGCAAUAUACAACAGAGAAUUAAGUGUAGAGAGACCAUUGGAAGAACAGAUUGCUGAAGCAGAGGCAGACAAAAUGAAGAAAUCACCCUCAACAGAUUUUCCAGAAAAUAAGCCAGAACUCAGGAAUUAUUCAUUUGUGGAUGACUUGAACCUGCUGAGAUCUGCUGUGGAAAAAGACAGAAAGGAAAAGGAAAUGGAAUCGAUCAGAAGUUCCCUGUAUAAUCAACAGCUUGCUCUUGAUGAUGCAGAUUCCACCAAGAGACGCAGGCUGGUGGAUGAGUAUGACUCCACUAAAAGUGGUGUGGAUUAUAAAUAUCAAGAUGACCCAGAUGGACUUCAUCAGCUUGAUGGGACACCAUUAACAGCUGAAGAUAUUGUCCAGAAGAUUGCCAUGAGAAUAUAUGAGGAAAAUGAUAGAGGAGUCUUUGACAAGAUUGUUUCCAAGCUUCUAAAUCUGGGCCUGAUCACCGAAAGCCAGGCCUACACACUAGAGGAUGAAGUGGCUGAAGCAUUGCAGCAGCUCAUUGCUAAUGAAGCCAAAGACCGGGAAAAAGCAUCUGAGGAUCUUGAGGAUCUUCCAAGCAGGAGUGACAGUCAGACUAAAGAGAAGCAGAAAGGAAAAAUGGUGUUAAAAAACACUGAUCGGGAUGAUACUUUGGAUAAUACUUGGGUUUCCACCAACAUCUUAGAAAGGAGAAAUGAACUGCCCCCAGAGGAUAAUUUUCAGGAUCUCCAGUAUUUCCCUAAUUUCUAUGAACUGUUAAAAAGCCUUACCUCCGAGAAAGAAGUGAAGGAAAAGGAAACCUUAAUUACAAUAAUGAAAACUCUAAUAGAUUUUGUCAAGAUGAUGGUUAAAUAUGGAACCAUCACACCAGAGGAAGGUGUUUCAUACCUAGAAAAUCUAGAUGCCAUGAUAGCACUGCAGACAAGAAAGAAACUUGAAAAAUCCAAUUCCCAGAACAAGCUAUCAGACAAGAGCACCGAGGAAGCCGACAGCACAAAAACAGCCACGGCUGAAAUGGAAAAAGAAUAUGAAGCCCUGAAAGAUUCCACAAAAGCUGAGGAAGACAGUACAGGAAACAACCAACAGCCCAAAGGGAAAGCAGAAGCAUAUUUGGAAGCCAUCAGAAAGAAUAUAGAGUGGCUGAAGAAACAUAAUACACAGGGAAAGAAAGAUGAUUAUGACCUUUCUAAACUGCGGGAUUUCAUAGAUCAACAAGCUGAUGCUUAUGUGGACAAGGGUAUCCUGGAUAAAGAAGAGGCAGAUGUAAUCAAGCGUAUCUACGGCAGCCUGUAAAGGAAAGAAAAUCUGGCAUCUCUUGAAACUGUAUGGAAUUCUAGUCUAGCUUCACCCACAUCUAGUUCUAAGAUCUACAACUUUCUUUCUCCCCACCACACCCCAGGAAAAAAAGGUGAUUAGAAAGUAUUCUGUCUCCAUUGUACUGAAUUUUAUCCAGGUUAAAAAAAACAAACCCAAUAAUUGCAUAUUCAUUUUUUCUCAACUUUGAUCAACCCACUUAAAGCCAACUUGCUGCCCACUUUAUAGAUAACAGGGUAUAAUGAUUGCUUACAUCGUGCCCCCAUUAGCUUAUCAAGUGGCUCUUUCAGAUGAUAUGUUUUGAAGAACAGCCUUCUCCCCUACCCCACCAGUAUCUACCAGCUUGUUCCAUUGUGACAUGGCUUUUUAGAGAUACUGUUCUAAAAAACUGUAAAGGGCAUUACUAGGGGCAACUCAGCUUAAUUAACUGAAUUUAACUCAACUAAAUUUCUGCAAAGAAAUCUCACAUUCGCAUUCUCCUUUGUGGUAACUAUUGUUUCAUGUCCCAGAAGGUACUGUUGGAAUGCUGUAAUGUAUUAGUUUUCUUGCUGUUUGCGCAUUCUACAUUGUCUCCCCAUCCAUGUGCCAUUAAGUCAUGGCUGUGUGUUUAACACUGCAUCAGCCUUUAAAAUAGAUCUUACAGGGAGAAAGAACUGUAUUGUCACAAUAUUGCUAUGGUCAGGUACAGUAGCAACUGUUGUCAUUCACAUACUUCAUUGUUCUUGAAUAAGUGUUAUUUCUCUGCAUGUAUAAAGAACAGUUCUUGAUGUGAGUAGCUUAAUGAUAUGUGAAUAACUUCAUUUCUAAGGGUAAAAAGGAGGUGAAGCAAAGCACUUGAGCUUAGAAGUGUGCUUAGGAUCAGACAUUUACAUGGAAGAUGAUUGAUGUGCUGGGGCUUGUGGGGAAUGCAGUAUCGUUUAGCAACGCAGGGUUUCAUAAAUGUCUUGUGUCUGUAAACUUUUGAUUUUGCCUGAAUUAACACUGAAGAUCCAAAUUAAGUAUAAAGGGAAUUUUAUACUGGAUUUAUGUAUAUACUUAAGUUUAAGUUAAGUAUAAACUUAAACUUAAGUAUAUACAUAAAUGCUUAAGUUUACUUUAUAUACUUUAUACUGGUAGUCCCCGGGUUAAGAACACCUGGU
Python bivittatus (Burmese python) is the source of this 3108-nucleotide messenger RNA. RefSeq names its product secretogranin III (gene SCG3). Lineage: Eukaryota; Metazoa; Chordata; Lepidosauria; Squamata; Pythonidae. Gene Ontology annotation, biological process: protein localization to secretory granule. Gene Ontology annotation, cellular component: secretory granule membrane. The record is from RefSeq and is a predicted model, not a curated record.